ACUUGCCCUGCCGCUAAGACUUUGGAUACGUGCCAGUAGCGAUGAAUGGGGAAAUCGAACUGGUAAGAAAUUCUACCGUUCAAAAAAGCUUUCUGAAGUCACCAUCAUGUAGACCAGCUCUCCAAAGUGCAGACCACCUCACUUCCUCAGACCUUUCCUUGUAUAAUACGACCGUUUCUCGAAUGUCAGAAGUCGUACGCUCUGAUCUCGAUCAUCUUUCUGAUAUUGGAAUGGGAAGUAACACUACACCUGAAACUUUUGAGAACACUCGAAAAGAUCGUGACUUAUCCCGUAAUCCCCCAAAUAGCUCUGGCAUAAUUUUAACACCAGUGUCCUGUCAGGGAUGUCAAGUAUCUACACCUUUAACAGAAGUUUGUGACUCACUGUCUCUUGGAUCACAAUUGACUAGUUCUUGUGUAACUAGCUCUGAUGAUCUGAACAGAAGCCAUUUUCUGUCUUUAAUAAAAUCAAACUCAGAACAUUUGGAUAAGACCUCAUCGGCGUCAGAUGUAGUUGAUUUCGGGAAAAUUGCGUAUGGUCGCCUUGAUGGACAAUUGUGCGAAUCAGAAUAUCGAAAUAAACUAAACAAAACACAUAAUUUGACUUCUAUUGUUGACCAGUUAACAGAUCCUACUUGCUUGCGUGCCAAUAAUCUCAGUACAGAUUAUCGUUUAAUGAGAGCAGCAUUAGAAUCUGGUGUUACAACUGAUACGCUUCCAGGUAUUAAUCAAAAAAGCGACACGAAGUGUAUUCAAGCUGAGUCGGACAGUUUAGACAUUUCAACUGAAUUCGGAGUACCAAGUAAUUUAUGGAACCACCGGAAUUGUGUAGGAGUUACUUCUGCAGACCAUAGCUUUUCAUUUGCCGGGGACACAAUUACGUCUCUUAUGUCUAACACAGAAAUAGAUCAAGAUAGUGUUUUAAAUGAUGGUCAUUGUAGUAACAUUUUCCCCACUGUUCACAGUAACACUCCUACUACUGCGACUGUUGCAGCUAAGCGCCCGAUCACAGGAGCUCAUCAAACUGCACGUUACCCUGCAGUUAAUAAAGGAGGUAUGUGGUCGAGUAAUUCUAAUGGGCUGUCAAACUCUGCACUUGGAUACAUGGUUUCCAAUGCAUGGAGCAGCAACGGCACCGGUGUUUCAGCAAAGUUGGGUAGUAGUCUUGUCACUGAUUCGAAUCCUCCUACAGUUUGUGAUUUUCCUGGAAAUGAAGGUAAUACGGUUUCGUGGUCUCAAAAUUCGUCAGUUCAUCAAACACUUCACAAACCAAACGUCCAGAACAUUCCAAAUAUGGUCGGACCUGUGGGUUUUGGUAGUGGAAUGGCUAACGGUUCCUUAAAUCGGACAGCUGUGUCCGUGGGUCUUGUAUCAGUAUCUACAACCGGCGUCAGUAUUACCAGUAACAAUAAAGUAAACGAGGCAGGUCUUUCAAAUAUAUAUAGUAUGUUUCCUAAGCGCCCCCAACACCGAAUGAUGGCACAUUGGCAGCAACAGCAACAACACCAUCAAAAUUCACAGCAAGUACCAUUAGGUAAAGGUCUUAUGAACAUUGUCACAAGUAGUAUUCAACUAAAUGGUAAUCGUGGUAGUUUAACUGGAGUUAAUUCCACUCUCUCAGCUCUACCGAAUGGUUGUGAGGAUUCCGGUGUAAAUAAUAGUGCUGGAAGCUUGAAUAACCACUCUAUCAUGCAGUCGCUAAACAGUGUUGGGUCAUCAUCGUCUGCAAAUAGUUCACUAGUUCUGUGUUCUUCUGGAGACUCCUUCACAAAUACCUUGUCAUUCAACAGCCCAACGUCGGAAAGUUCCUUAGAUAGUUUCAAAUACGGGUUAGAUCAACAGCUUAUGGAAGUUAUCAAAUCUUUUGAAAUCAGUAGCAUUGGAGGUUCUAAUUUAGUUCCUUCGAAUGCAAAUACCACAUCUAUGGGAGGGAUCGAUGAUUUAACAUUGUCAUCUAAUUUUGGAGAGGUAGACCAACAAAUACCUGGUUUGAAUUCUGCAAGCCAAAUGCCUGUCUUAGGCUCAUCGUCGAUACACAACUCAACACCUAUGAUAAAUGGUUCAAAUAACCCAAGUUCAGGUUUUAAUAGUCUUUCUAGCUACAACGGGAGUUCAAUGAUGGGUUCAGCUGCAAUAACAAGCCCAUAUUCUAUGUUUGCAAAUAUUUUUACUCGUGAAGAAGGAUUUUCACGCAAAGUAUUCGUUGGAGGUCUCCCACCUGAUAUAGACGAAGAGGAAAUAACUACUGCUUUUCGUCGAUUUGGCCCUUUAAUAGUUGAUUGGCCCCAUAAAACUGAAAGUAAGGCAUAUUUUCCACCAAAAGGCUAUUGUUUUCUGCUAUUCCAAGAUGAACGAUCUGUUCAAAGUCUUAUUAAUGCUUGUAUUGUUGAUGAAGGAAAAUACUAUUGGUGCGUAUCAUCACCUACGAUGAAAGAUAAACCCGUUCAAAUUCGACCAUGGAACUUAGCGGACUCCGAUUUUGUCAUGGAUGGUUCACAACCAUUAGAUCCUCGUAAAACAAUUUUUGUUGGAGGUGUUCCACGUCCACUUAGAGCUAUCGAACUUGCCCUAAUAAUGGAUCGCUUAUAUGGAGGUGUUUGUUAUGCUGGCAUAGAUACAGAUCCAGAAUUGAAAUAUCCUAAAGGUGCUGGUCGUGUCGCUUUCUCAAAUCAACAAAGUUACAUCGCUGCAAUUAGUGCACGAUUUGUGCAAUUACAGCAUAAUGAAAUUGAUAAACGAGUUGAAGUUAAACCAUAUGUCUUGGAUAAUCAAAUGUGUGAUGAAUGUCAAGGUACUCGUUGUGGGGGUAAAUUUGCCCCAUUUUUUUGUGCUAAUGUUACUUGCCUUCAAUAUUAUUGUGAACAGUGUUGGGUACAGAUACACAGUCGUUAUGGUCGUGAAUAUCAUAAACCUCUAGUCAAAGAAGGAGCAGAACGUCCUCGUCCUGCACUUUAUCGAUGGUAGACGCAUACAAGUGUGUUAUUAUUUGCUAGCUUGUUAUAUCUUUCAGUAUGCUUAUUUCAUACAAAUUGGAAAUGUUUCUUCUGAUCUCGACCUCUUACUUUCAUUGUCUUCAACCUGUCAUAUUCUCUUGUUCUUGUUUCAAUCAUUUGGUGCUUUCCUUUUUUUGGUUUUUCUCUUAGAUAUUUUGCCGGUUUAAAUCCUUUUUAUGUCAGCUAUCCAACACCUACAAUUAUAAUCAAUCAAUAAAUUCCACUGACAAAAGUGGAUUCAUUUGAUUAAAGAGUGACCACUGAGUUAAAACAUUUUUGCGCACGGCCUGUCUAAGUUGGUGUUUUUGAAAAUCUUUUCCAUUAAAAUAUCAGUCUGCUUUUUUGUUGCCAUUUCCUAGUCUGUGAUUUCUCAUUUACUGAAUGCUGAUGAUUUGUUCCUCAGUUAAUUAUAUAUAUAAAAGCACUCAUAUAAUAUAUCUUAUAAACGACCUAAGUAAAUGCAGAAGACACACAAAUUGCAUACUUUGGUACUAUUAUUUCUUGUUACUAUUAUUCUCAUCACUAACUACUCAUCCUUUUCAUCAACUAGUUAGCUUGAAAAGUGUGUUUCCUCUUCUUACUAUUAUAUUUUUAUCUCGUUGUUUACUUGUUGGAUUCCUAAGAAGGUGAAAUUGUUUUUUUUUUAAAAACUGUGAUUCAUUCUUAGUUUAGUUUCCUCUUCUGAAUUCUUAUCUCUUUGUGUGUGGAUAAUUUUCUCUCAUGUUAGUUCAUUUCGUGUUUAAUUGAAUUGUGAUCUUGUUUUUCUUUUUUAAGUUUUAUUUGAUAUCUUUAAAUUCUAUUCACUUCUACUUGUCUGUUUUGUUAACUUUAUUGUGUUACUCUUAGUAAUAAUAAUAAUGUAAUAUCCUUUUGUUUUGUUCAUUUCUUUCAUUAAUCUACCUAUCUAAUUUUGUUUUCAUGUUCUAUUUGUGAUCAUUUGAUGAUUGUUUCUGUUGGUUAUCCUUUUAGUUUGAUUUGACGUUUUUUUUAUCUAGUUGAUCAACGCAUGUAUGGUACCUCGAUCUCUCUUUAUGCAUUAUAUGUCAUUAUUAUUUUUACCAUUACUGUCCAAUAAAUGAGUUGGUAUUGAUGAUAGUUAAUUAGACCAUUAUCAGUAUAUAUAUAUAUAUAUAUAUAU
This is a messenger RNA of Schistosoma intercalatum, 4130 nucleotides long. The record is from the annotation of a GenBank genome assembly. Lineage: Eukaryota; Metazoa; Platyhelminthes; Trematoda; Strigeidida; Schistosomatidae.